Aplysia californica (California sea hare) is the source of this 5955-nucleotide messenger RNA. Its product is annotated as serine/arginine repetitive matrix protein 2. The record is from RefSeq and is a predicted model, not a curated record. NCBI's taxonomy places the organism in Eukaryota, Metazoa, Mollusca, Gastropoda, Aplysiida, Aplysiidae.
AUCUCCAAUUCCGAGAGACACUCAAGGAGGGAAAUGCUCAGCACAGAGGGAAAGGCCGCCGCGAUGGCAAAGAUACACUUUUUCGAGAAGAGAGCACGGUCACUCUCCAACGACUCCCAGAGAUCUAAAUCUGCCGAUUCUGCCAGCGGGGUUGGAGAUAAGAGAAGACAGUCAUCCCCCUCCUACGGAGGGCGGUCGAGCUCCGCGAACUCUGACGCCAAACAAGCCCGUAACCGCAGCCGAAGCUUGUACGAGCAAGUUACUGGGGAUGGGAAUGAGACUUCUGAUUGGUCUUCCACUGGAUCGUUGUUUUCUGGCCGAGAGAAAUCUUCUCCUAAACUCAGCGACUCGCCUAUGCAUGGAUCACAAGGAGAUGAACUUUUAACUCAGACAAUCAGUGAAAGAGUACAAGAACAUUUGCCAGAAUUUUCCUCCGAUAACGACAGGGAUGCAGAAAAGGAAAUGGAAUCUCAGAUGAUAAGCGAGAAAGAGACAGACACUCUGUCAGACUUUUCGAGUGGUUCUCUAGUGAGGGAUAAACCUCCACCUCAUGAUCAAACUUCUCUCGUACAAAUCCCACAACAGAAGCCGCUCAGCCAGCACAGAAAUCAAGAACAUGUGUUGCAAAUCCAAUCUCCAAGUAGAAAUGGGGCCAGCUCUGUUGGAGACAGUGCUGCUUCCAUUAAUGUAUCUUCGGAAAGUAGCAAUAGAGAAAAUCAGAGCUUUGGAAAUGGUAGCAGAGGUAGAGACAGCCCCAAAGGAUCCAAUGGUGUACCUGAUGGUUACAGAGGGCAUUCUUCACCUACACACAGCUCCCGAAGCGUGGAACAAAGUGGGGUUACUAAUGGGGCAGGUAGAAGUUCACCAAGUGGGGACCAUUCUCUGCAAAGAACCUCGGACGAAAAUAGAUCGAUACACGCACCAAGAGAAGAAAGCUUAAGGAUAAGGAUCAAGAGACCAAAAGACUACAUCCGCCAGUGGGAGGAUACCAUGGAUAGACUCUCAGGUACGCCCCCUGCCAGUGAUGUUUCUCCUCGUACUCCGCUUAUAAGCAAAUAUGCCAGAUCAAAAUCAUUUGAGUCAGGGGGAUCGCCGGUAACCUUACGGGCUAGCCAAGCUAGGGAGUACUCAUCGGCCCUAAGAAGUAGGUCAAACGAACUGGCACCAAAAAUCACAGUAACGUCAGAUGCCCAUGGCCGUAGGGCACGAGCUCAAGAAGUUUUGAAUAAAAGUACUAGGUCAUCCACAUCCGUUACUUCCACUUCAGUUGGCUCAACGCUAGUCAGCCCGGCUUCCACAGUGAGCUCUGAGAACCAAAGCCUUCAGUCCAUUUUGGAAAGACUGCCUGAACACAUGCGGCAGCAGGCAAAGAACGCUUCAAAAUUCCUGAUGCACAGCAGCGGCCCUGAAGUUAUAGCUCUCAUAGAUGCCAUUAAAGAUGCUCGAGAAAGCACAGGCACGAGAAGACCUAGAAAUGGUGUUGCAUCUGAAGAAGAAGGUGAAGGCACUACAUUGAAGAGAGUUCAUCAGAGUGAGGCAAGUCCUUCAACAGCGAGGGUUCGAUUUCAACCUGCUGGCACAACAAGGUCUCAAGAGAUGAGAGGGUUGGCGUCUGAAAGCGUGAGACCUUCAGCUUUGAGGUCUUCCACUACUUCCCCGGUGCCUUCUAGAGUUGGCUCCUUAACCUCCCCCCAGAGGCGAGCCAUAAGCUCCUCUGGUGUUUCCGGUAAUGGUGACGGCGAAAGAGGCUCUGAUCGGAUGCUGUCAAUCUCUCCUAGGGAUAGGUCAAGGUCCCUUUCCCCAACAGCAUUAGGCUCAGACAGCAGGAGUUCAACUUUAAACCCAAAGAGUCCAAGAGGGACAGCCCUGAGUGAUGGGGAGUCCACCUCUCCGUCUCGUGCCAUGAGGGAAGAGUUGCUACUAAAGAAUUUAGGACUGAAUACUAGGGUUGUAGAAGACGAGAGACCCUCUUCACGACUGAAAGCUUUAUCAGCCUCUCCUAGACUCAAUGAUACCGAUUCCCCUGGAAGAAUGUAUACGUCUUCCCCACGAAAACCGCAAACAGCAUACCCAGAAGUGACACGACUCGAGCUUGGAUUGGACUCCGACAGGAGCUACGUCAGUCACACGGAAGAUGGCAGCGAGUCUCCACCUCCUGUCAGAAGGGGUGGGGCUGGCAGAGUGCCCCGGAGAGAAGCGUGGGAGCAGCAGAGGAAAAGGAAGGAAGAGGCGACUCUGGCAGCAACGUUCACGAGCAGUAAAUCCGACUCAGUCGCUCAAAGCAAAUUUAUCGAGGUGUUAUGCAAGGAAAUUGAAGUGCUCAAGCAGAAAGUGGAAAUGAUGGAGGAAGAGGAAUUUAAACGAAGCAGAAGCCGAUCUGGUGCUUCGCCAAGAGUCAGCGGAAAGUUUAGACUAAAUGAUUCCAUACGAAAUGAAAAUAAUGAAAUGAUUUUGGCCCCUCGAGUUGCUUUAUCAGUGAGCCCUAGAGCCGACCGGAGCAUAUCAUGCCCUCUCCUACAGACAAGUAGUCGAUCGGCUUUGCUCAGAUCUCCUAGGGCUGCUAGCAGUGUCACUCGUGCCGACAGCACAAGUGUUAAACGACCCAUGGCGUCAUAUUCAUCUGCAACACACAGUAGGUCCUCUAGUAUCCCGGGCUCUGCUGGCAAUAUCACUCACACCCGAGCCGAAAGUCCACAAAGACAGGGAGGGAUACGUCUUGGAUACACCAGCCCUGCCCGAAGCGUUACUCCUGAGAUCUGGGGCAACGACCUCACAACUGCAAGUGGGUUGGAUCCAGAGAAGCAAGAAAAUUGGAAGCUCCUCAUUUCAAGCCGGAAUCUCAGCGAAGCGGAGGUGAUCGAGCUGAAGCAGGCAUUAGCAUGUGCAGUUGUCGAACACGAUAUCCUGACAGCUAAACUAAAUAAUGCUCGUCAUGAGAUUCAUGACAAACUGCGACAUACUAACGAAGUGCUGGACGACUGUCGUCACCAUCUAGCCAAGUCGCAAGCUGAGAAUAUGGAACUGAGAACAAAAUUGGAACAGGAGCGCCAGAGAAGCGAAGGAUUUGAGAACAGGAUAAAAGAGAUGGAGAGCAACAUGUCUGAGAUUAGAGCAGACAAUCAGACAUUGGAGGAUGAGCUCAGUCAGACGUCUAGUAUGUUGGACAAGUCAGUACACGAGACCAAGCCAGGAGUGGAUGCUCUGAAGGCAGAGAACACGACUCUUAUCAGCCGACUGGCUCAUGUGGAGAACGAAAACGACUCUUUAGUUGAGCAAGUGCAAAACUUAAAGCGAACGCAAGCCAAGACAAUGAACACGGUGGAUGAGCUUCGCGAUUGCUUGCACAAAGUGAGGAGGGAGCGCCAAGAAUUGUUUGAUGAGUUGAGUGUCAUCCAACAGAGGGAGCAGUCGUCAAGAGUUCGUGACAUUCUCAACAGCUAUCAGGAGAAGGGCGCCAGGGAUGAACGUGAGCAUGAGAGAAAUAUCCGAGAACGCCAGUCACGCUCUCUAUCCACGAGUUACAGUGUGAGAGAUUCCAGUGUGUUCAGCGACCUGGACGACACAGCAGUGCGCUCUACACACCCUGUCCAUGACACUUCCUUCUCGUCUUACUCACCACGCCAGGUGACUCCGAGGCGCUCAUCUAGUCAACAGCGAUACCUUGCCUAUGAUGACCUCUCUCCGUCAAGUUAUCGGGAAAUUUACCCACACAGAAAGAGCUAUCAGCCCCGAAGCCGUAGUGUAAGUCCAAGAGCCAGGAAGAUGUAUUCACCUACUUGCUAUCUGUCAACCUCCAAUUUAGAUGAUUCAGUAGUAGAUCAAACCCUACAGGAAAUAGAGCAGGACAUGGCAAGAGACAGACAAGCAUUUCUCCGCAACAACACUCCUCUUGCCAGAAGACGACUCAAGCUGUCCUCGUAUCCGUCCGAUGAGGACCUCCAAAUCGGCUCUCGGAGUAGAUCAAGUUACGGCCAGGGAAGAGGAUCGUCCCACCAAGCUUCUCCCGACAGAGGGGGUAGUGGCUGUGAGUCAGACGUCGCUCACCGUUCACGAAGUUUGUCUUACGGGAAGGACCUGGUCGGAAAGAGCACACAUUCGGCCCGAGAGAGUGACUACCUGUUGCCCCAUUCAUUUGCCUCUAGUGAUGAUGCCUGGCGUAAACGUAGUUCCAGUUCAAGCCCUUCGAGGUUCUCCCCGAGGCCCGGUAUUUUAAAAUCAAGAGAGCCGUUGAGGAGUCGUAGUCCUUCAAGCUCAAGACUUGGUGUUGGAGACUAUGCUGGUGACAGAACCAGCAUCCUCUCGACUCUUGGCUCAGUCACACCGGAGCGCAGCCGCAGUCCUGUGUACUUUCCCAGAGAAAGUCAUUCCCCUCCCACUCGACUCUCUCCCGACCACACCAAGGAGAAGGCGUCUACCCCAGUAGCCAGACGUCCAAUGCACCAAAAGAGCGGGGCAGGAGCCAUUGCAAGAAACCUCCAGAAAGAAUUUGACAAGGAAGACAAGAUUCUGAAUGCCUUAUCAAAGUCAACAGUCUUUCAGAAUAAGUCGUGGUUUGAAAUGCAAAGUGAUUCAGAUGGUGAUGACACUGGCAUAAACUCUAGCAUGAGCAGUCGCUCUAGCAUUGAGCGGACGGGCACUGCAAGGAAGAAAACGCCAUUGCUUACCGAACAACAGCGGAGAUAUGCAGAUGAACUAAUAGAAAAAUAUACUGGAAACACACCUUUGUAACAGCUGCAAUGAAUCUAUACACACCUUCACCUGACCAGUAUUGUUUAAAACUGCGGCUGUUUUGCAGACAUUUCAUGGCCUCACAAGGACCUAGAGAGGCGGCGAUUAUAGACGGAUAUUAUGAUCGUGUGGCGUUUGGUGAUUAGUGACAAAGGAAAAUUAGCAUUCAGAUUUCAAAGCUUUACAUUUUACAUUUAGCCUCAUCCAUAUUCUUCUUGCCUUGGAUUUUAUAGUGCACUUACGUAUCAAUGAUUUGUGCGUGGUCUCAGAUGUGAUUCAUAUUUUGCUUGUCGUUAACUUGAGCCUUGCAUUCCAGUAACAACUAUCUGUGAUUUUAUGAGCUUCAAAUCUGAAAAAACGAGGAACGUGUUAAAUUGCAAUGUGAUUUUAGAGAUUGAUAUGGUGUACAGUUUAAUUCUUUGGUGAAUUUAGUGUUUGCAUCGUUGUCAUAUUAUGGUUUCCAGUAUUUUUUAACGUUGUUAAAGCUAGGUACUAGGUAUUUUUGUUUUGAGUAAUUUUCAACGAUUUCAUCAUUAUUAUAUAUUUUGUGUGUCCUCGCUGCAUAGGUUGCAAGAUCUCAGCUCGAAAGCAUACGUGCCUUUCUUUAUCUGGAACUUAUUUUUUCAGCUCAGGCCGUUCGUGGUUUGUUCUUUUUCUUUCAUAGUUGAUUGUUGCAUCUGUUUAAUAAAUAUACUAUGUAAAAGAGGAAAGACAUUAUUUGUCAUAAAAUGUAAAUAAUUUAGAUUGUAUUUUAUUUCUCAGUCGAAUGCCUGUUGAAGAAGUAUAACAGGAAUGUAUAUAGCACAGGGGAAUGUUCAUGCUUGAAACGUUGACUGUACAUAUAUUCGUCAACAGGUGUUAUGACUAGUAAGCCUUUCCAGAAACCUUUAUUCUGUCGCUUUUUCAUGACGAAGAUAGAAGUGGCGGUAGGAAUUAUUAUCGUUUUGGAUUUUUCAAAUUUUUUAAAAGAAGUAAUUGCAGUUUAAAACGAAACUGUUGAGAAUACUUGGUUGUAUAUUCUUCACUAUGAAGUUAGUACACUCGUCAGCCACAGCUGUAGAAAAGCGAACUGCGUGUUUUGAUAUCUAACUUAUCUCUUGUAACUGCCGGCGUUAGUUUGGACUGAACACGUCUAAAUCUUUAGGGGAAGAGCAUGUGUUCGAUUUUGCAUGCGUUGUGUGCUCGUACUGGAUGUGAAUAUGUUUUGUGUGUUGUUUAAAAAAAAAA